Molecule: messenger RNA, 608 nt
Organism: Manis javanica (Malayan pangolin)
Lineage: Eukaryota; Metazoa; Chordata; Mammalia; Pholidota; Manidae
Source: RefSeq, a predicted model, not a curated record
UCAGAGCAUUUCUGCUGUCUCUUUGUAACCUCAGUGUUUUGGCUUUAGAUUUCUUAUUUCUAAUUGAGAAGAUGUCCAUUCAAGGACUAUCCCUGAUUUUUCCACUGUUGUUUUUCUGUUUCUUUGGGGAGAGCCUCUGCAUUUCUGACGGGAUUAUAUGGAGAAGGAUUGGAUGGGAGAUUCUUCCAGAAGAAAUGUCCUCUCUGAAAUUUGAGCUUCCUCAAUUAUACUGUUUACCUUACACUCUGGGCAAACUAUGCUACGAUUUUGCCGAUAUGGAUACAUUUCAGACUUUUUUAAAACUUUGUUUUGUUUUAAUACAAGCUCUCAUUUUCAUCCUGUCUGUCUUAUCUGCACAUUACCUGUGGAUGAAAUGGAAGAAGUACAAGGAAAAGCUGGAAGAACAAGCCUCCUCAGCUCAUAGGAAUGUUCUAAAAAGCAUCUGCAUCCAGGAAACUGACCAAAUGCUCUACAAGGUGGUGGUCACAGAAUCAAUGAUAAAAAACUACCUGAAUCAGAUGUCUUGCCAUCUUCCAGCUAAGAAAUUCAAGUGCCGAAAACUAAAGAAGAGGGGUAAAAGAUCUAAUCAUGAAGUUGAAGAUUAUUGA